ACAAUAAAACAUUAAAUUAGUACUUGAGUUUAAUACAGAGUUUGGCAUGUUUUAAACAGGAAACACAUUUGUGAAUUUACUACUGUCAUUCUGGCAAAAUCUUUGAUGGCAACUUUGUGUUAUUUUGGAAAUGCAUUAAAUUGAAAAAGUGUUAUUUGAAUUAAAACAUGGGAAAAAACUCGGACAAAACAUUGGCAUAAAACAUGAACGGGCAAAACAUAGACCAUGGACAAUACAUUAUUAUAAAAGUCAAAUACAACUGUUUUGCUAUAUACAUAUGAACUACUCUUAUCACAUAAAAUACAAACAAUCCAUUAAUACAGAACUUCCCCAUUAGGCCUUUUAAAUGCAUAUGCGUCAUAACUGCUUUCUCUUUACAUAUUCCCAUGACACCAGAAUCAUAAUGAAAUAAAAAAGUUCGACGCAAAUGACAGACACAUGGUUUGCAUUAGAACAGCUGCUUUAUAAAUGCCAUUGACGGCAUAUACUUCUACUUGUGCUUAGACUAAACGGUAUAAAAAGCACUAAGCGGUAUAAAAAGCAGAUUUCGUAUAUUGGUCCAUGUAUGUAGAAGGUGUUUUUAUAAAACAAGUUUAAAAUGACUAACUGUAACAGUUUAUGUAGCUAUGAAUUACAGAGUUACAGUUAUGUGUAUGUAAAAGCCUCAAUUUUGUUGGUUUCAACCAUAUUCUAUGUGGGUCAGAUCAAAAUUUAAGAUAGUAAGUGUAGUCUACAUUGUGUCCAACACAAUUAACAAAACUGAAUUGCAUUAUAUUCAUUAAUUUGGGAUUUUAAGCAAAAAAAUGGCCCACUUUUUGACCUGGGAUUUUAUGCAAAAAAAUGGCCCAUUUUUGUUUCGUUUUACUUUUAAAUACUUAAUCUUUUAACUUUAGAUAGUAAGUUUAAACACAAUAAACAAAUAGAAUCACAUUAUUUUACCAAUUUGUCACAAGUAAUGACUAGCCAAGAACGCACUGUCGCAAGUGGAGAUUUUCUCAACCAUAAUCGCAGCAGACGAGUAGUUUGUUUACCUGGUCACUCCGGUUGUACACUUCUCAUAGAUCCUUCUACACCAUUACGACACUGCACUCAACGUCGGUAUCGACCAUGGAGGAAGCAUUAUUCGACGCUGCGCACGCAGGAGACAAACUGGGUCUCCUCCAGAUAUUAGAGACGGGAGACGUCAGCAUCGACGUUACAGACGCUGAGCUGACAACACCGCUUAUGCUGGCAUGCAUAGGCAACCAUGUAGACUGCGUAGAAUUAUUAAUUGAAUUUGGAUCUUUUGUUGAUGCAAGAAGAUCAACUGGAUCUUCGGCCUUAUUUCUUGCCUCACAAUGCGGCCAUUAUGACGUCGUUAAUUUAUUGUUAAAUAAAGGAGCUCUUAUUGAUGGCAUGUCAAACAAUGGUGGAACAGCAUUGCUUAUUGCAUCACAAAUGGGACAUUCUGAAGUGGUUCAACUACUUUGUAAUAAACGCGCAAAUGUUCAUCUUGCGUUAAAAGACAGGACUUCUCCUAUUUUUGUGGCAGCCCAGAACGGCCACCUCGAAACUGUACGUGUACUAGAGUGCCAUCGUGCGGAUGUUAAUUGCCGGAGAGUGGAUGGGAUUUCCCCUCUUUGGAUUGCAAGUCAAAUGGGGCAUUCCCAUGUGGUGAAGCACCUUAUUGAUAAUGGGGCAUCGGUAGACAGACCACGGAACAUAGAUGGGGUAACACCAUUGUUCAAAGCAGCUUGUAAAGGUUAUGCUGAUAUUGUGGGCUUCAUCUUAAGUAAACAUCCAAACCUAACAGUACAGAAGUGUGGAUACUCCCCACUACACGCAGCAGCUUAUUUUGGAUACGAAGAUGUUGUUGAAUUACUGCUUGAUUAUGGAGCGAAAACUAAAUCAAGAGACAAAAACGGUUUGGACCCAGCGGAACUUGCCCUCGCUGAAGGCCAUGAAGCGAUUUCAAAACUCAUCAAAAUGAACCAACAGCCCGGCUUAUACUAAACGCACGUUUUGCAUGCUUUGGAACAAUAAAUGAUUUUAAUAUGG
Ciona intestinalis (vase tunicate) is the source of this 2037-nucleotide messenger RNA. The record is from RefSeq and is a predicted model, not a curated record. Lineage: Eukaryota; Metazoa; Chordata; Ascidiacea; Phlebobranchia; Cionidae.